AGUAGGGGAUUUCUCAUUGGUGCUUAUGUGAGAGAUUGGGAGAAGAAAAAGACCACAGCUGGAUAUAUGGUAUGGUAGAAGGAAAACAGAGAGGUAAGGAUAGGAAAGAAAGAGAAGAAAGAAAGAAAGAAAGAAAGAAAGAAAGAAAGAAAGAGAGAGAAAGAGAAAGAAAAAGAGAGAAACUUCCUUCAGAAAAUGUGUUCAGCUUUUGGGAUACUUUUCACAAUUUUUCUCCCUUUCACAGUUGGUGUUGAGCCUCCAGGUUAUUCAACCCCUUGGACUCUCUUUCCUUCUGGGCAUUCUGACUGUUGUGGAAUCCACUGCUUUCUGGAAGUUUACGUAAAACUCACAGACAUUUCCUGUCAAUGACUAAUCAGCCAAAAGCAUACAGAACAGAGAUAAAGAUAAAGCAAAAUGGCAAAGAAAUAUGGCACAAAAUCUUAUUGAUCUGAGAGUAAACAAAAGUGACCAAGAGAGAGAUUCAGUCAUCGAUUGAUUAACAGUGGAUUCCUAUUAAAGUAGAAAACCAACCACUUCAAAUGCAAAUGUUUGAGAAGACUUCAGCUGAAAGGUUACUGAUCUCCAUUAUCAUGAUGUCUGCUUCAACAAUUACUUCUUCAUCUAUGGACAGACAUCAGAGGACUAUAACAUCUCCUCAAGAAGUUAACACUUCACUACUGGUACUAGUGGAUACAAAGGCUAUGCUCUCUUGCCCUGCUGUGCCGUGGACAAGUGUGCUGCUAGCAACAUGGGAAAUAGUCCUCAGAGACAAGCCGCCCUGCCUCAGAGCCUUCAGGAGUGACACAAAUGAGACCACGGGAGGAAACUGUACCGACAAGAGGAUAACCUGGGCCUCCGGACUUGACAAGAAUCCUGCUCUUCACAUUGAUCCAGUGGCCAUCACUCAUGAUGGGUAUUACAGGUGUCAAAUAGUAAUACCUGCCGGGAAUUUCCAUCAUGGAUAUCACCUCCAAGUGUUAGUGCCCCCUGAGGUGACCCUGGUUCAAACUGAAAAUGGAACUGCAGUGUGCAAGGCAUUUGCAGGAAAGCCAGCUGCACAAAUCUCCUGGACCCCGGAGGGAGACUGUGUCACUGAGCAAGAACCUUACUGGGGCAAUGACACAGUGACCAUCCAGAGUACAUGCCGGUGGGACGACCGCCAUGUACCUAAUGUGUCCUGCUCUGUCUCUCACUUGACUGGCAACAGGAGUCUGUCCAUAAAGCUGAAUCAAGUCCUCAUUUGCAGAGGAGAAACAACCCUGCUUCUCAGCCUAAAGAGGAAGAUAGCUCAGCAAAAGGCAAAUAACGAUGCUGUGCAGCUUUUCUGCGCCCCGUUGGAUUCUUUGGGUGGUGCUGUCAUCCCAUCGAGUUGUUUCCUCUACCCACUUGAGAUGCUAAUCAACGUUGCAGUGGCAGGAGCCACUACAGACACUGCCUUCAAGUUGGCCCACAGCUGACCUCUCAUCCCGUUCUCGUUUGCCAGCAGUUACUGAGGGCUUUGUACUGCAUGUUUGACCCGAUCCUGAAAUAAAUGGCUAGGACUCAUUUUUAGCGGUACCCGCAUUUUUGAAGAAAUUAUAAGUUGGUCCCACAUGAGGAACUGCUAGAGUCACUGGAGGCAGUCAUGAAUGUCACCUCACCUUUCAGCGCUUCAGUGUCUCAGUUUCUUGUCUUCACUAUACAACGGGUUAAUUGUGAUAAGAAUAAGAGUGCUUGGUGAAACUUUAACAUCUUCUAGGCCCACUCUAAACUGGAUCCUUAACUUCACUGAUAUUUACGGCACUCCUAUAGUAAAAAGUGUCCUUUUAUUUAAAGGAAAAAUUUAUUGUAUAAAGUGGCAGGUAGUUUGGGCUGUUACUUUCAUUUUAAGCAAAACCCUAAGGGAGAAAAUGGAUGCAUACUACCUGGAGGAUAUUAAUGCAAGCAGGAUAGUUGUUGAAACAAACACCCCCCAAAUAUCAGUGUAUUUAUAUACAAAAUUUUAAUUUUUGCUCACUUCACUUUCCAAUGCAGGUUGGUGGGGCUAAGGCAGGAGCAGGAAGAAUUCUGCUGUAACCUAGCAUUUUAUUCUAUGGCUCUGCCCUUCUCUGAGUAUUUUCUAUUCAGCUGGUGAGUGGGAGAGAGAUGGAGAGAGAGAGGAAGGUGGGGGGAGAGAGGGAGAAAGGGAGAGAGAUAGAUGGAGGAUUUUAGUAGUAAUCGCUUCUGGUCACAUUCCAUUGCCUGGUGCUUGUCACAUGGCCACACAACUUCUAUGGAAGCAAAAAAUGUAGUGUAGCUGCCUUGGAAGAAAUACAAUCAUGUUUUGGGUACAUAUAUUAUAUAUCCAGUCUCUGCAUACAGUAAACCAUAAGAUAAAUGCCAAGAUUAUUACCUUCUCGAUUAGUAACAGAACAUGAGUCAAGAAAUAAACUACUAAACGAUGCCAUG
Messenger RNA from Hippopotamus amphibius kiboko, 2427 nucleotides. RefSeq names its product cell surface glycoprotein CD200 receptor 1-like. Gene Ontology annotation, biological process: regulation of neuroinflammatory response. Gene Ontology annotation, molecular function: signaling receptor activity. Lineage: Eukaryota; Metazoa; Chordata; Mammalia; Artiodactyla; Hippopotamidae. Bases 540 to 1457 code for a protein of 305 amino acids. The record is from RefSeq and is a predicted model, not a curated record. The transcript has 7 exons. Gene Ontology annotation, cellular component: external side of plasma membrane.